Podarcis raffonei (Aeolian wall lizard) is the source of this 2730-nucleotide messenger RNA. Its product is annotated as ras-related protein Rab-44-like. The record is from RefSeq and is a predicted model, not a curated record. Bases 10 to 1575 code for a protein of 521 amino acids. The transcript has 5 exons. Lineage: Eukaryota; Metazoa; Chordata; Lepidosauria; Squamata; Lacertidae. Gene Ontology annotation, molecular function: GTPase activity; GTP binding.
GCAAAUGAGAUGAGCUCCUCUGAAUUGGUAGGCAAAUUUGGAUACAAUCCGAGUGAGGAUACAAUGGACAGCUCUGCUCAGAAGGCACCUGGUGGUGUGGCAUCAAUGGCCAAAGCCGACUCAGAAUCUAGAACUACUAGAGUGAUCUCCAUUGAAGAGGAUCCUUGGGUAGACUCCGUUGUAGAACCAGAAAAAUAUUUCCCACAGGAAGUCGUGGACCAAAGCUCUUUGCUUAGAGAGCUGAAUGAUGCCAUAGCAGCAGUAAACAAGGUGUCUGAAUCAUCAAACAAUCCACAAAUAGAUAACUUUGGUUUUCAGUUCUUGGGCCAAAUUAAAGAGAAAGGAAAUUCUCAGCAAAGAAAAAUGCAGGAAAAAAUAACUCCAUAUGAUGCUAGCUCCAGAAACCGCGAUCCACAGAAGAGAAGUGCUGAGGCUCUUUCUGGUCGAGCUUCAUGGCAAAGAGAUGCUCUACUUCAAGAAAGACUAACUUGUGCUCCGGAGGUGAAGAAUGUAAACAUCUCUGAGCCAAGAAGGGAAGUCAAAACUCUAGAGUCAAAGCAGAGAGGAUGUAUUCUUGUUCCUGAAGUGCAGUCUUCUGUUUAUAAAGAGUUAACAAGUCCAGCCGGUGACUAUAAAGAAGACUCGAUGCAAGGAAAGACUCUCAUUUUAGAACAGGCAAUCCAACUUCACGAGCAAGUUUUAAAGUGCAGUGGUAUCAGCCGGACUCAAUGGCCACCUGCAGAUUCUGAGCCGAGAGUGGUAAAGCAAUCUCCAGAAAUUAAAACAUCAGAGAAAAAGAUACCUGAGACUCAACACCCAUCAGUGGAAGAUACGCCGCCUGCUCAUUCCUCACCCAGAAUAUUCUUACCCAAGUUGGAUGAAGGAUGUGAGCCAGAGAUCUCCGUUUUCCAAAACCACCAGUUAGAGAAUAUGCUCCAACCAGAGAUGCAAACACAAACCACGGAGGGUCCAGAAGUAACAUUAUCAGAAGACAAAAGAGAAGGAUGCAUGGAUUUGCCAGGGUGUAGGAAGAACCAAGAGGUCAGGGUAGAAAUGGAUGAGGAAACAAAUGUCAAAGCAGAAGCUGCAGACUAUCCAGUGGAUGUGGAUGCAAAAGCAACUUCUAAAGACACCACAGCUGUUUUCUUUUGUCCAGACCACAUGUAUAAUGUGCUCUUUGUUGGAGACUCUAAUGUUGGCAAAACGUCUUUUUUGCACCGACUGCAAGAUGAUUCCUUCGAUGCAAAUAUGACUGCGACUGUAGGAAUGGACUAUCGGAUCAAAAACCUCUUUGUGGAUAACAAGUCCUUUGCUUUACGCCUGUGGGACACAGCCGGCCAAGAAAGAUACCACAGUAUCACCAAGCAAUUCUUCCGGAAGGCUGAUGGAGUUGUAUUGAUGUAUGACAUCACCUCAGAACAUAGCUUUGCAGAGGUGCGGUACUGGAUGAAUUGUAUCCAGGAAGGAGCAGAAGAUGGAGUUGUCAUCCUUCUGCUUGGUAACAAAACAGACUGUGCUGCAGAAAGAAGAGUCUCUUCAGAGGACGGUGCAUACUUGGCUAAGGUCUACCCUUAAGCUUUCCUCUUAUCUUUGUAAUUCCUUCUCCCCUGAGUUUGGCAAACCAAAACAAAGUCAGAAUAAAUUAAAAGUAAUAUAAUGUAGUGCUGCUUUUGAGGUUGAUUGAUUUAGGCCAGAGGCAUAGGAAAAAAUCAAAUACACAUAUAUGACUCAUGUGUUCACCUAUGGCUUGGAAGUGACCACAAAAUCAUAAUGCUCUCUUCUUCUGAUUGCUUUUUUUGCUUCUCCUAACUAAAUCCAAUUGUGCUUAACAACAUCAGGAUGUAGGAAGAGCCCUGCGGGAUCAGGCCCCAAGCCCAUUUAGUCCAGCUUCCUCUUUCCAACAUUGGUCAACCAGGCGCCUGUAGGAAACCUACAAGGAUAUUAGCUUAGUAGAACUGUGCAGCUUGUGAUCCUCACCAACUUAGUUGCAAGGAUCAUAUGGAUUCUUGAUUACCAGUCGCAGCUGACAAAAACAACAUUUUGAGGGCAAAAACCACCACACAGUUAAGAAACAAACUAACAUGCAUGGAUUUUUACUGGGUGGGUGGAGUUGCCAUUAAGAUGGUGGUCAGGAGUCUUGGGACCUCAUCAAGAGAUUGAUUCUCUGGUGUAGGUGAACACGUGGGGUUUGCAGGGCUCAUUCCGUGUUUUUCUCCAUAGGCAAUGGCAUGGGUGGGACAGAGACAGGCUGCCUUUUAUAUCUUUGUUAGGGACGCAGGUGGCUCUGUGGUCUAAACCACUGAGCCUCUUGGGCUUGCUGAUCAGAAGGUCGGUGGUUCGAAUCUGCUCAAUGGUGUGAGCUCCCCUUGCUUUGUCCCGGCUUCUGUCAACCUAGCAGUUCUAAAGCAUACCAGUGCAAGUAGAUAAAUAGGUACCGCUGCAGCGGGAAGGUAAAUGGCAUUUCCGUGUGCUCUGGUACUCAUCAGGGUGUCCCGUUGCACCAGAAGAGGUUUAGUCAUGACCCAGAAAGCUGUCUGACAAACGCCGGUUCCCUCGGCCUAAAAGCAAGUUGAGUGCCACACCCCAUAGUUGCCUUGGACUUAACUGACCACAGGUCCUUUACCUUUACCUUAUAUCUUUUAAACCAUGCACCUUUGUCUGAGUCUUGACUCUUUUAUGAAGAGGUAGGAUAACUUUGAUGGAGAAGUUGAUUGGACUAGUAUUUUGCAU